CAGGACUUCCAUGACACUAUGCUGGAACUGGAGCGGAUGAAAGAACUUAAUGAGAAAGCACUUCUGAUCCAGAAAGUCCUGAGAGGAUACAGAUACAGGAGGGAAUACCUGAGGAAAAAGGCAGCUGCUCUUGUCAUUCAGAAGCACUGGAGAGGACACAAAGGCCGAAAGCUGUACAAAGUGGUCCAGCACGGCUUUGCCAGGCUGCAGGCUCAGGUCCGAUCCCGCCAACUUCACUUCCUGUACAAGAAGAAGCGCGAGGCGGCCGUCGUGCUGCAGGCCCGAGUCAGAGGAUACCUGGCCAAGAAGGAAUGGAAGCGCAAGAGAGACGCUGUGAUCCUCCUGCAGGCACACACCAGGGGGGGGUUGGCCAGAAAAUCAGUCAGAAAGAUGAAAACAGAUAUGUACCUCUCUGCCAAAGAGAAAGAAGAAGAACGGCGGGUGAUUUUGGAGAGACAGAAACAUUUGGAGGAAGUGCUGAGGCGGAAGAAGGAGAUGGAGGCCAAAGCUCAGAAUGAGGCCAUCACAGACCAGGAGAUGGUGGACAGCAUUUUUGAUUUCCUGCCUGUAGUGGUUGGAGGGCAGGAGGGGCAAGCCCCUGUAGGAUUUGAGAAAUUUGAGCUGAAAAAGACAAUUACUGAGGAGAUAGACAUCGACGACGUCCCCAUGGAGGAAGAUCUUCCCAGAGGCGACGAUGAUGACGACCUGGAUGAGUACUCCUUCUCCAAAUUUGCCUCUAUGUACUUCCAGGGUGCAGCCACCCACACCCACAUCCGCCAGAGGCUGCGGCAGCCCCUGCUCUACCACGAAGAUCAAGGAGAUGUCCUGGCUUCCAUGACAGUGUGGUGGAUCAUCCUGAGGUUUUUGGGAGACCUCCCUGAGCCCAAGAAGCAGGUUCGAGGAAGCUCUACGCAGGAGCGCUUCAUGCCGCAGGAGCUCAUCUCCAGAAAGGACCGACGCCUCAGCCACAUGGUCGGCCUGGAUCAGAGGGUGCUGAGGAAUAAAAAGGAAAGGAAGGCUUCCACAUUACCCGAGGAACCAGGACAGAACAGGAAGGGCUCCAUGUUCACAGACUUGCUGGCCAGGAACAGGAAGCCUUCUGCUCUGCCUGCAGAGGCAGCAAACCCCAAGGUGUACACUGUGCCAGAGGGGAGCCCUCGAACCAGGAAGGGUUCCACAUUCACUGACCUACUGAUCAGAAACAAAAAAGCUUCUACUGCUACAGAAAAUGCACCCCCCACCUCAAGCCUCAGGAAACCUUCCAUCAUCAUGGAGGAGUCCGACGAUCUGACGGAAGUGUCCAAGCCUCCCACCCUGCAGAGUGUGAAGGAGGAUGGGGACCUCAUGGAGGGGGAGGGGGAGGGACCCACCCUGGACCGGCCGCUGACCUCACUGGAAAAACUCCACAUCAUCGUGGGAUAUGCCAUCGUCAGACGUGACCUUAGGGAUGAGAUUUACUGUCAGAUCUGCAAGCAGCUUCAAGACAACAACAAUCGCAACAGCUACUUCCGCGGCUGGAUCCUGCUGUCCCUCUGCCUGGGAGUCUUCCCCCCCAGUGAUCGCUUCAUUAGGUAUCUGCAGAGCUUCAUCCGGUUCGCUCCAGGAGGCUACGCCCCGUACUGUGCAGAGAGGCUGCGGCGCACCUUGCUGAACGGAGUGCGGGGGGAGCCUCCAGCCUGGCUGGAGCUGCAGGCAACCAAGACAAAGAAGCCCAUGAUCGUGUCUGUGAACCUGAUGGACGGACGCUCCAUCAACCUGCCGGUGGACUCCUCCUCCACCUCCAGAGAGAUCUGCCAACUGCUCUCCAACAAAAUCAAACUCAAAGACACAUUUGGCUUUUCUGUCUACGUCGCCUUGUAUGAAAAG
Notothenia coriiceps (black rockcod) is the source of this 1866-nucleotide messenger RNA. Its product is annotated as unconventional myosin-VIIa-like. The record is from RefSeq and is a predicted model, not a curated record. Gene Ontology annotation, molecular function: protein binding. The annotation marks the transcript as partial. The transcript is spliced from 11 exons. Gene Ontology annotation, cellular component: cytoskeleton. NCBI's taxonomy places the organism in Eukaryota, Metazoa, Chordata, Actinopteri, Perciformes, Nototheniidae.